Messenger RNA from Emiliania huxleyi CCMP1516, 2957 nucleotides. RefSeq names its product Deoxyribodipyrimidine photolyase/cryptochrome (gene CRY1). Lineage: Eukaryota; Haptophyta; Isochrysidales; Noelaerhabdaceae. Gene Ontology annotation, cellular component: nucleus; cytoplasm. Gene Ontology annotation, molecular function: DNA binding; FAD binding. Bases 1 to 2826 code for a protein of 941 amino acids. The transcript has 2 exons. The record is from RefSeq and is a predicted model, not a curated record. Gene Ontology annotation, biological process: entrainment of circadian clock by photoperiod; circadian regulation of gene expression.
AUGCGCGCAGAGGUCUUCGCCAAGGACACACAGUCCCUCGUGACCGCGUCCAGGCUGCUCUUGAGCGUCGGAGCGCGAGGCAUCAACGUGCCCAACAAGGCUACCGUCGCGCAGAACCCAGAGCUGGCUCCCGCGGCCGCGCUCCAUUCUCUUGCUGCGGCCCUGUCAACGACCGAGAUGAAGGGUGUCUGCCCACACUACUCGCUCAAGUUCAACAACGACGCACGUGACCCGGCCUCCACGCUUCGCCGAUUUGAAGCCUUCUGUGAGGAAGCCGCAAGCCUGCACGUGCGCGAGAUCCUGCUUGUGAGCGGCUCUGGGUCCCGCUCGUUCGACUCGCUCGCUUGCCUCAAGGCUCUGACGCUGCCGGCGGAGCGCCGUCCCGCCAUCGGGGUGGCCUUCAACCCCUUUUUCCCCGACCGGGCGGCGCGCAUGCGGGAGCGCGCCCGAUUGCGGCAGAAGCUCAACACCGGGGCUGUCUCCGCCAUCUGGCUGCAGAUCGGCUCCGACGUGCUGCUCCUACGCGAGGCACUCGCGUUCCUCGCCGAGCUGCGGGGGGUGCAUCCGGCCCUUCGGCUGUACGGCUCGGUCUUUCUGCCCUCACGCAAGCUCCUCGCGCAGCUGAAGUUCCGGCCAUGGAACGGUGUCUUCCUCUCAGCCGAAUACCUCUCCUCGGUCGAGGUGGCGAGCACGAUCACGUGCCGCGUGCUCGACGCUUACGCGACGCACGGCGUCGAGCCACUCCUCGAGUCGGCGGUCCGGUCUCGAGCAGAGUGGCGAGCCGCUCGUGAGCAGCUCGGGCUCUCUCCCGACAUCCCUGCUGCCCUGUCCACAGCCGAGGACCCUGCUGCCGAUGCCACGGAGGCCACCGAGCCCGGCCUGUCGGAGCCGCCCCUCUCCAAAAGGCCGCGUCGCCAAAGCAAUCCCAUCGCGCCGGUGGAUGCGGAGCCAGCAGCGGCGGUGUCGCCGGCGACCUCAGCUGGCGCUUCCGGCGCGGCCGCACCCACUGCUUGCACCCUCGUGUGGUUCCGGACCUUCGACAUUCGCCUCGCCGACCAUGCGCCUCUGCGCGCGGCGGCAAGCGCAGGGGCGGUCUGUCCGUGCUUUGUCUGGCCCGCGAGGCGCGGCACAUGGUCGCUUGGCGGCGCGGCUCAGGCGUGGCUGCGAGAGGCGCUUCGCAGCCUCGCGGGUGGCCUGAGAGAGCACUACUCCUCACGGCUUGUGCUGCGAGCGCCGUCGGGCGGUGGCGACGCCAGUGACGAGUACCUGGCAGCAGCAGCCGCCGCGUCGUCCAAGGUAGCUGUGCUUCGUGGGGCGGAUUGUGCGGCCGCAGAGGCGGAGGCUGUCACGACCGCCGCGGAGUUGCUCCGCCUGGCCGACGAGAGCAGCGCGAGGGCGGUGUACUGGCACCGCAGCUACGAACCCGAGGGACAGCGAGUCGAGGCGGUCGUGCGCGAGGCGCUGCGGGGCCGGGGCAUCGCUUGCGUCGCAAUGGCGGGCGCGUUGCUGUACGAGCCCGCUGCGGUGCACUGCCCGGCUGGCUGGCAGGGCGGCCACUGGGGCACUCUGAUGCCGUUUCUGCGCGCGUGCGAACGCUCCGGGCCGCCGCCGACGCGUCCGACAGAGCGCCCAGUGGCGAUGCAGCCUCCAUGCGCGUGGCCCGCAAGCGGGGCGCUAGAGGACCUUCGCCUGGCCGCUCCGCCGGUGCUGUCCGGUGGCUCGGUCGGCCGCGACUGGAGCGCGGCGAUGAUGGCCGGUUGGGAGGUGAGCGAGGCGGCCGCGGCACGGGCGAUGGAAGAUUUUGUCGGCGGCGGCGGGCUGGCCGGCUACGAGGCGCGACGCUCGCGGGCAGACGAGCCCGGCGCCGUGUCGCGCCUCUCCGCCUUCCUUCGGUUCGGCCAGCUCUCUCCGCGCGCGCUGCACUUUGCGGUGCGCGACGCGGGAUUGCCGCGCGAGCAGGUCAAGACGUUUGCGCGCCGACUGCAUUGGCGCGACCUAGCAUCCUUUCACCUCUCUGUCUUCCCCGAGAUGCCCUGGCGUCCGAUCCGCGCGCACUACGCGUCGCACGAGUGGUCCGGCGACGCCAGCGCGCUGCGAGCGUGGCAGCGUGGCAACACCGGCUUCCCCAUGGUGGACGCUGGCAUGCGGUGUCUUUACGCGACAGGGUGGAUGCACCAGUCGGUCCGCAUGGUCGUCGCGUCGUUUCUAAUCGAGUACCUUGGCAUUUCGUGGGUGGACGGCGCGCGUUGGUUCCACGACACGCUCGUCGACGCCGACUUAGCCAUCAACUCGAUGAUGUGGCAGAACGCUGGCCGAUCGGGGAUAGACCAGUGGAACUUCGUUCUCUCCCCCGAGACGGGAUCGCAGGACCCGAGCGGCGGGUACGUGCGCAAGUGGGUGCCGGAGCUCGCUGGUCUGCCGACGAAGCACCUCCACGCGCCGUGGAAGGCGCCGGCGGCGACCCUCUCUGCGGCGGGAGUCGAGCUCGGCGCAACCUACCCGCACCGCAUCGUGCCCGACCUGCCGGCGGCUCGGCGCAUCACCGUUGCGGCGCUGCUUCGGAUGCGCGCUUCUUCGCUUGACUUCAACGACGCAGGCGGCUACGACCUGGUCACUCUACCCACGGGUGAGACUACGCGAGUGUUCACCAAGCAGGAGUUCAGGCUCACCGCCUCUGGCCUACUCAAGCCGCCCCCGAGCGGCAGCCGAGGUCGCGGCUCGGCACGCAGCCGCCACACGAGCGGCGGUGGCCGAGCGAGUGGCCGAGGCGCGCAGUUGCAGGGCAAGGUGUCGACCGGGCAGAAGAAGAUCUCGUCGUUCUUUUGACACCACACGCGUGUGUUUGAUUGAGAGCAACCUCUUGGAGUGCACAUGAGCGACGCCACUCAUUUCUCUGCUGGGUGCGCCUAUAAUGUCGCCUUUUGCGGCCCCUUUGAGUUUCUCUUUAACAAAGAAAG